CCGGAGCUGGGAAGCAUCCCCAGGCCCCCGUCCUGAGCCUGCGUCGGGGCCCGGAUCGGCGAGAGGGAUCCCGGGUCUGUCCGGUGCCAAAGAUGUUCCCACAGAACCGGCCCCCGGCCCAUCUCCAGGCACCAUCCGCUGCCUCCGGAGCCGCUGUCGCUGCCAGUGCCAUCCCCAGCACCCCCCAGUCCCUCAAGCUGACUUACCCGGAGACCUUGGACCGCAUCAAGGAGGAAUUCCAGUUCCUGCAGAACCAAUACCACAGCUUGAAGUUAGAAUGUGAAAAGCUGGCAACAGAAAAGACAGAAAUCCAGCGUCAUUAUGUCAUGUACUACGAGAUGUCCUACGGCCUCAACAUAGAGAUGCACAAACAGACGGAGAUUGCAAAGCGGCUCAACGUGAUCUGCGCCCAGCUCAUCCCGUUCCUGUCUCAGGAGCACCAGCAGCAGGUGGUCCAGGCCGUGGAGCGUGCGAAGCAGGUGACUAUGACCGACCUGAACGCGGCGAUUGGGCGGCCGCGGCCCACGGGGGAGCGGGCCGGACCCAUCUCCGAGUACCUGAACAGCAGCAAGAAGAGGAAGGUGGAGGAGAAGGACUUCGUUACAGACUACGGCAGCGACGCGGACAAAAGCGAAGACAACUUGGUGGUGGAUGAGGACCCCUCUUCCCCGCACAGCGUCCACUCCUACUCAUCCCGGGAGAAUGGGGUGGAGAAGGUCCCCUUGGGGAGGAAGGAGGCUGUACCGCUCAGCCCAACCUCCAUGGCCUCCUCGAGCAGCACGUCCCCGUCUCGGAGCAAGGAUGCACCCAUGGUGGAGAAGGCAGGGACGCCCAGCCUGAAGUCCAGCACCCCCACCUCCCAGGGCGACGCCGCAGCCCCGGGCUCCAGCAGCGCCCAGCAGUUCCGUGCCGCUGCCGCCAAGGCCCCUGUGGACCCGCUGGCCCUGGGCUUGAGGAACCCGCUGGGAAUGCAAAGCCCCUACUCGGCCGCCUUCGGCAUGGCCCACCCUGUGGUUAACGGGGACAUGGCCGGGACCGGCGCCUACGCCAGCCUCCACCUCAUGUCCCCCCUCGGCCCCGGCCCCCCCCGCCACGCGCGGCAGCUCCACACCCUGACCCACGGGGAGGUGGUCUGCGCCGUCACCAUCAGCAACUCCACGCGACACGUCUACACCGGGGGCAAGGGCUGCGUGAAGGUGUGGGACGUGGGGCAGCCGGGCACCAAGACGGCCGUGGCGCAGCUCGACUGCUUGAACCGUGACAACUACAUCCGCUCCUGCAAACUGCUCCCCGACGGCCGCAGCCUGAUCGUGGGGGGGGAGGCCAGCACCCUCUCCAUUUGGGACCUGGCGGCCCCCACGCCCCGCAUCAAGGCUGAGCUCACCUCCUCUGCCCCUGCCUGCUACGCCCUGGCCAUCAGCCCCGACGCCAAAGUCUGCUUCUCCUGCUGCAGCGACGGCAACAUCGUGGUGUGGGACCUGCAGAACCAAACCCUGAUCUGCUCCCUGGGGUACUGCCCGACGGGAGAGUGGCUGGCGGUGGGCAUGGAGAGCAGCAACGUGGAGAUCCUUCACGUGAGCAAACCGGACAAGUACCAGCUGCACCUCCACGAGAGCUGCGUCCUCUCCCUCAAAUUCGCCUCCUGCGGGAAGUGGUUUGUAAGCACGGGGAAGGACAACCUCUUUUUUUUUGUAGGGACCUUGCUCUGGGGCUGCUGCUUGUGCUUACCCCCCCCCUCUUUCCAGUCGAAGGAACCCUCCUCUGUCCUCAGCUGCGAUGUCUCCACCGAUGACCAGUUCAUCGUGACUGGCUCAGGGGACAAGAAAGCUACAGUUUACGAGGUCAUUUACUGAGCGCGAGAGAGGUGCCGACCGCGGGGAGGGCCCGGGCGGGGGGAGAGGUGGACUCUGCC
Egretta garzetta (little egret) is the source of this 1912-nucleotide messenger RNA. Its product is annotated as transducin-like enhancer protein 1. The record is from RefSeq and is a predicted model, not a curated record. Gene Ontology annotation, cellular component: nucleus; transcription regulator complex. Lineage: Eukaryota; Metazoa; Chordata; Aves; Pelecaniformes; Ardeidae. Bases 93 to 1853 code for a protein of 586 amino acids. The transcript is spliced from 16 exons. Gene Ontology annotation, molecular function: protein binding; transcription corepressor activity. Gene Ontology annotation, biological process: negative regulation of canonical Wnt signaling pathway; regulation of DNA-templated transcription.